Molecule: messenger RNA, 919 nt
Organism: Nicotiana tabacum (common tobacco)
Lineage: Eukaryota; Viridiplantae; Streptophyta; Magnoliopsida; Solanales; Solanaceae
Product: thioredoxin-like protein CITRX1, chloroplastic
Biological process (GO): cell redox homeostasis; plastid organization
Cellular component (GO): thylakoid
Molecular function (GO): protein-disulfide reductase activity
Source: RefSeq, a predicted model, not a curated record
UUGCUCCUUUCACAGACUCCUCCUUAAACCCCUAACACAGUCGUUCCUAAACAAACACAGAGAGUAGUGAGUGAGGCAGAGCAGAUAAAGAGAGUUAAGAAUGCAAUCUGCGACCCUCUCUUUUCACCCUUCGGCUCCGCCACCCCAAACUUCAGCUUGUCACUUCUCCUCUAAUCAGCUUAAAUAUUCACUCUUCUCAUACACUUGUCCAACUCCUAGGCGCUCUCCACUGUCUACUCAAACCCUUUCAAGAAAAUCCAUUUGCAAAACCCCAGCUGUAGCAGCUGGCAAAUAUGUCAGAGAGGAUUAUCUUGUGAAGAAGGUGUCUGCAAAAGAUAUUCAAGAACUGAUAAAGGGAGAACGGAAUGUGCCACUGAUUAUUGACUUCUAUGCCACAUGGUGUGGUCCUUGUAUUUUGAUGGCUCAAGAACUUGAAAUGCUUGCUGUAGAGUAUGAAAGCAAUGCACUUAUUGUGAAAGUGGACACAGAUGAUGAAUACGAAUUUGCACGUGAUAUGCAGGUUCGAGGACUACCAACGUUGUAUUUCAUAAGUCCAGAUUCAAAUAAGGAUGCUAUUAGAACCGAAGGACUCAUCCCAAUACAAAUGAUGCGGGACAUCAUCAAUAAUGAUUUGUGAUGAAUAAUUCAUUAGUGGAACUGUGCAUGCCAUCCUCUUUACUGGAGCUCAAGUUUGGUAUCUGCCUAGCAGUUGUAACGCAAAUUUCGCAUCUAAAAUAAUUAGAACAAGUAGUGCAACAAAAUGCAUUAUCUGAUGUUAAAAUAGAAAUGAGUAUUUACAAGCUCUCUAAAUUGAAACACACUGUUCUUUACUCUUCACGGAUGUUCUCAAAGGCUAGCUAGCUGGUCUUUGAUUUUGAUUUAAGGUUUGAUCUUGAAUUAUACUCAGCAUUCGGUUGAA